Molecule: messenger RNA, 2514 nt
Organism: Amaranthus tricolor (Joseph's coat)
Lineage: Eukaryota; Viridiplantae; Streptophyta; Magnoliopsida; Caryophyllales; Amaranthaceae
Product: protein FAR1-RELATED SEQUENCE 5-like
Exons: 12
Coding region: 1-2514 (837 amino acids)
Biological process (GO): regulation of DNA-templated transcription
Source: RefSeq, a predicted model, not a curated record
AUGCUUCUUCACCAUCUCUGCUUCGCCAUUGUUGAGGUUGAGUUGCUGUCUAUAAUCGGUAUUCAAAAACCUACAUUUUCAGUAAUGGGUAUGAUUGAUGAAAUUGAAGAAAUUAGCGGCUCAACUAAACAUAUGGAAUCCUUACUAACUGUGACAUUUACAACCACUACUAACCUUGGUGAUAACAAUGCAAAUUCUUCAAGUCAACUCAUGGUUGCAUUGCAAGAUAAUAAUGAUAAGACUAGAACAUCUUUAACCGAGCAUAUGGAACCCUUACAAAUUGUGACUUUUACAACCACUUUUAACCUUGGUGAUAACAAUGUAAAUUCUUCAAGUCAACUCAUGGUUGCAUUGCAAGAUAAUAAUGAUAUGGCUGAAACUUCUUUAACUGAGCAUAUGGAACCCUUACAAACUGUGAAUUUUACAACCACUUCUAACCUUGGUGAUAACAAUGCAAAUUCUUCAAGUCAACUCAUGGUUGCAGUGCAAGAUAAUAAUGAUCCACCAUCUUCUAAGAAUCCCUUUGAACCUAUUAAUGACCGUAAUAUCGUACCUUCUUUAAGUGAACACUUAUAUGGUACACCUACUCAUAAUCUUAAUCGUAAACAAUUCAUCCCUCAUUGUGAGAAAAAUCUGAUACCAGUAUUGCAUAUGACUUUUGACUCAUUAGAAGAAGGGGUGAAAUUCUAUGAAACAUAUGCUAAGGCUUGUGCUUUUGACAUUAGAUCAGGGAGUAAGAAAGUCUAUAAAGGUGUUGUUACAUCUAAAUACUAUUUGUGUAAUAAACAAGGGAUGAGGGAAGAGAAAUUAGGUGCAUUGAGAAGAAGGCUUGUAACUCGUAAAGAUUGUUCUGCUAAAAUUGUUUUUCAAAGGACUAAAAAGGGUAAAUAUUGGGUUUUUAAGUUUAUUGAAGCCCAUAGCCACAUUCUUGCCUCACCUAAUUCUAGGCAACAUUUAAAAUGGUCAUCUAGUUUAAACAAUGGACAAAAAAGAUACAUUAUGAACAAUUUGAACUUGAAUAAAGGUCCAACAAGUUCAUAUAAGAUGUGGAAAGAACAAGUAGGAAGUUAUUUGAAAGUAGGUGCUUCACUUGAUAACUUUAAAAACUUUUAUAGGGAUUUAAAGUGUAUUAUUAAUGAAUCUAAUGGGCAAAUGUUUGUGGAAAUGUUUGUUGAUGAUACUAAAUCUCUAUCGAAGGCAAUUUGGGCAGAUGGUAUUAGUAGGAGAAACUAUUCAUUGUUUGGUGAUUCGAUAUCUGUGGAUGCUACUUAUGGUACUAACAAGUAUAAUCAAAUUUUUGUUCCUUUCACGGGUGUUGACCAUCAAAAAAAAUGUGUUACUUUUGCUGUGGGUCUUAUUAGUAAGGAAGAUGUAUCUUCUUAUACUUGGUUAUUUGAAUCUUUUUUGAGGGCAAUGGGUGGGAAACAACCAGAUUCCAUUAUAACAGACCAAGAUCCAGCCAUAAAAAUUGCUCUACCCAAUGUUUUUGACAAGUCUAUUCAUAAAUUCUGUUGUUGGCAUAUAAUGAAGAAACUAACUGAUAAAGUUUCUAUUGAGUUACGUAAUGAUGAUGAGUUUUUAAGAAGAAUUAAUAAACUUGUAUAUAAUAGGGAUAAUGAGCCCCAUGAAUUUGAAGAUCAGUGGUCAAAAAUGAUGUCGGAUUAUGAGCAUGAUAAUUUAAGAAAUAAUGACUGGUUUAAUAGUAUGUAUGAUAUUAGAGAAAUGUGGGUGCCCGAAUAUUUUAGAGAUCUUUAUAUGGGUGGUUUGCUUAUAACAACCUCUAGGUCGGAAACUGAGAACAAUUUUUUCAAUUACUUUACACUAGAUAGUAAAUGCAAGUUAUAUUCUGCACCUUUGAAGACUCGUAUCCCUCUUGAAAAACAUGCUUCUAGUGCCUACACAGAUGUUGUUUUUAAGGAUUUUCAAGAACAAAUUCUUAGUGCACGCGUUGAGUGUGGUUUUGAAAAGAAUUUAGUUAGAGAUGGCAAGGAUGUGUAUAAUGUGGUACAUUUCAACAUUGGGAAAAUUUUUGAAGUUGUGUAUGAUGCACAAACAUUGUAUGUUGAUUACUCUUAUGCUAGCAAAACACCUGUCUAUGAUAUUGAUGGCACAUUAUUGUAUGGUAAUAAUGCUAUUGAACCUAAAAAAGGGGUUUUAGGAGAUGUUUGGAAUGAGGUACAUCGAUGCAUUAGUUUGGCAGAAGAUGAUGAGGAUGAUUUGCAAAAAAAGAAUCGUAGGGUUGAGAAGACAAAACGUCAAGAGUUAGAAAAGUUUGUGGGUUGUGAAGCUCCUAAAACAAUUACAAUUCAAAACCCUAAACAAUCUUCAAACAAAGGCAAGAGGAAAGAAAAAGAUCCAAAACAAAAGGAUACUGAAGAUGAAGAGGAGCAAAGGGUGACCAAGCAAAGACAAUGUAAAACUUGUGGCAAAGUUGCAGGUGACUUGUUUAUAAAAUACAGUGGUAAACGAUUGAAUCCCUGCUUCAGAAGAACAAUUAUAUUUGGAAUUGUGUAG